Coturnix japonica (Japanese quail) is the source of this 2500-nucleotide messenger RNA. RefSeq names its product carboxypeptidase B1 (gene CPB1). Gene Ontology annotation, biological process: proteolysis. Gene Ontology annotation, molecular function: metallocarboxypeptidase activity; zinc ion binding. The record is from RefSeq and is a predicted model, not a curated record. NCBI's taxonomy places the organism in Eukaryota, Metazoa, Chordata, Aves, Galliformes, Phasianidae.
UGGUUUUCUUAUGUUUUUACAGCAAGACAUAUCCAAAAUCUGAUGGUAAGGAAGAAGGAAGCUUAUCUUACUCAAGACAGAGAAAUUGUUGUAGCCUCUGUGCUUUCAACAGAGCUCCACUUUUUUCUGCAGCUUGAACUGAGAAUUCUGUCCAUUUCUAACAGACCUUGGUUUUCUGAAAUGGCAAAGCUCCCUGACCUUUGCCCAUGCUGAUAGAGCCCUUCUUCCAGCAAAGGGCAACAGGCCUGAAAAUCCUUCAGAGUGAAGGUGACUUAUCCAAGCACCGGACUUCAAACAUUAUCAAGUCUGCUGAUGACAAACAAGCUAUAUAGGAGAAAAAUGGUCAUGAUUUACAUCACCCACGAAGGCCAAUACAUGCAAAAAUCAAAACAGAACAGUAAAUUACCCAGCAAGCUGUAAAAAGAAAUUUCACUUAAGCCUAAGAGUGGAAUCUAGCUGCUGUGCUCAGUCCAUUUCCUUGAACCUUUCUUGCUGAUGGUUUUGAUGCAGCCUGGACUCUCCCAUUAUGUAUCAUCUGUCUUCCCUCCCACUUGUGGUCACCCUGCUGUGCUGUGUUAACUUCAAUCCAUCACUCUCUGGAUCACAUUUAACUAGAUGAAAUGGAGAUUCAUCUGUCUGUCUAAAUCCUUCUGUUGGAACUCGAAGUGGAUGAUUGCACACAGACAGCCUGAUUUACCCUUCUCCCCCUGAGGAUCCCGGAACAGGAACUGAAGAACACUGAGAAAGACAAUGUGCUAACAACCCACAUUAGUUAUCCUGGGGAGACCUCAGCAGUGGGCAGAUACCCCUGUAUCUCUUACAGCACAACUCUAGCACCUGCCUCCGCAGCAUCUGCUUCUCACAUUGCUGGAGACGUUACAUAGGUGUUAACGUUGUGCUGAACUACACCAGAAGAGAAACUCCUACAUCCAUCAGAUACAGCAAGAAGUUGAAAAUUGAAAGAGUUGGCUUCUGUCAGUAAGGGUGCCAAGUCCCUGGUUAUUUCUGUACUUUUUUCAGAUUGGGAUCUUUUCAGUGAAGCCACAAUAAUCUCUCACUAUACACCACAUGCUGAUUUCAGUGUCUUAAGAAUUUAAGGGCAGAAACCUCAUGCUUUUUAAAUCUUUGAUCUAUUGCUGAGCCCUGCCAUGACCCAGCCAGCCUUACACAUGGCAGAGAAUAGGCUUGAGUACAAGAACCCACUGCUCUUGAUCAUGGUGGAAAGCCCAUCCCAAGGGCAAGAUAACUAAGCAGAAGACACCCCUAACAAAUGAGUGUGAGCCACAAGGUGUUUCGUGUGAUUCCACAGAACGAUGAGCAGGUGGAAAUCAUCCAUUCCCUCGCCAGCAAAAUGCAGGUUGACUUUUGGCAACCAGACUACGUCAAACUGGUAAAGCCAAACAUGCAAGUUGAUUUCCGAGUUGAAGCUGACAAAGCUUUGGAGGUUGAACAUCUCUUGAAAGAAAACAGUGUGGAUUAUAAAGUUCUGAUUGAUGACCUGCAGACUGCAGUGCAUGCUCAGUUUGACAGCAAAGUUCGUAGCACUGGUCACAGCUAUGAAAAAUACAACAACUGGGAUAAGAUAGCUGCUUGGACUGCUGACAUUGCUGCUCAGAACCCAAGCUUGGUCUCUCGCAAAGUAAUUGGGGAAACAUAUGAAGGACGGCCACUGUACCUUCUCAAAUUGGGAAAAAGUGGUACAAAUAAGAAGGCCAUCUUCAUGGACUGUGGUUUCCAUGCAAGAGAGUGGAUCUCCCCUGCUUUCUGCCAGUGGUUUGUGAAAGAAGCUGUUGAGACCUACGGAACAGAUAGUACUAUGACCAAACUUCUCAACAGCCUGGACUUCUAUGUUUUGCCAGUUGUUAAUAUCGAUGGCUAUGUUUACACUUGGACAAAGGACCGUAUGUGGAGAAAGACACGCUCUAAAAAUUCUGGCAGCAAUUGCAUUGGUACUGAUCCCAACAGGAAUUUCAAUGCUGGCUGGUGCAAACUGGGAGCCUCAAGUAGACCCUGUGAUUCCACUUACUGUGGCUCCGCACCCGAGUCUGAAAAGGAGACUAAAGCUUUGGCUGAUUUUAUUCGUGAACAUCUUUCUACAAUCAAGGCAUAUCUGACUAUUCACUCCUACUCCCAGCUGCUACUGUUUCCUUAUUCAUACACGUACGCACAUCCAAAGGAUUACAGCGAACUGAACGCCAUUGCUAAAGCUGCAGCCCAACAACUGGCCAGUUUGUACAAGACCGAAUACGAAUAUGGAUCAGGAGCUACAACAAUCUACCCUGCUGCAGGAGGCUCUGAUGACUGGGCUUACGAUCAAGGCAUCAAAUACUCUUUCACUUUUGAGCUCCGUGACACUGGUAAUUAUGGGUUUCUUCUGCCCGAGUCUCAGAUAAAGCCAACCUGUGAGGAGACCCUGCUUGCUGUUAAAUACAUUGCCAGUUAUGUCCUUGAUCACUUGUAUUAAAGGAAACUCUAGAAACUACUAAAGGAUUUAUUCAAA